Fragaria vesca subsp. vesca is the source of this 1830-nucleotide messenger RNA. Its product is annotated as dynamin-related protein 1A-like. Gene Ontology annotation, cellular component: microtubule; cytoplasm; membrane. The transcript is spliced from 16 exons. NCBI's taxonomy places the organism in Eukaryota, Viridiplantae, Streptophyta, Magnoliopsida, Rosales, Rosaceae. The record is from RefSeq and is a predicted model, not a curated record. Gene Ontology annotation, molecular function: GTP binding; GTPase activity; microtubule binding. The coding region runs from base 1 to 1830 and encodes 609 amino acids.
AUGGAGAAUCUGAUCUCGCUCGUGAACAAAAUCCAGAGAGCAUGCACAGCCCUCGGCGAUCACGGCGACGAGAGCACAAUGCCGACUCUCUGGGACUCCCUCCCCGCCAUCGCCGUCGUCGGCGGCCAGAGCUCCGGUAAGUCGUCGGUGCUGGAGAGCAUUGUCGGCAAAGACUUCCUACCUCGCGGCUCCGGAAUUGUGACUCGGCGUCCGCUUGUGUUGCAGCUGCAUAAGAUCGACGACGGGAGAGAAUACGCUGAGUUUAUGCACCUCCCGAGGAAGAGGUUCACUGAUUUCGCUGCUGUUAGGCAGGAGAUAUCUGAUGAGACUGAUAGAGAGACUGGCCGGACUAAGGCGAUUUCGAGUGUGCCAAUUCAUCUCAGUAUUUUCUCCCCUAAUGUUGUGAACUUGACACUAGUAGAUCUUCCUGGACUCACAAAGGUAGCUAUUGAUGGUCAGCCAGAGAGCAUAGUGCAGGACAUUGAGAACAUGGUUAGGGCCUUCAUCGAGAAGCCCAACUGUAUCAUUCUGGCUAUUUCCCCUGCCAACCAAGAUCUUGCUACGUCUGAUGCAAUUAAGAUCUCUCGUGAAGUAGAUCCCAAAGGGGAGAGGACAUUUGGAGUUCUCACAAAGAUUGAUCUCAUGGACAAGGGUACAAAUGCAGUUGAUAUUUUGGAAGGAAGAUCAUAUAAACUACAGUUCCCUUGGAUUGGUGUUGUCAAUCGCUCCCAAGCUGAUAUAAACAAGAGUGUUGAUAUGAUUGCUGCUAGGCGCAGGGAGCGUGAAUAUUUUGCUAAUAGCCUGGAGUACAAGCAUCUCGCGACCAAGAUGGGAUCUGAGCAUUUAGGAAGGGUGCUGUCAAAGCAUUUGGAACGCGUCAUCAAGUCCCGCAUUCCAGGCCUUCAGUCUCUUAUAAGCAAAACUAUAGGUGAGCUAGAGGCAGAACAAAGCCGACUUGGGAAGCCCAUUGCUGCUGAUACUGGUGGAAAAUUGUAUGUAAUAAUGGAAAUCUCUCGUACUUUCGAUCAGAUAUUCAAAGAACAUCUUGAUGGCGUGCGCUCUGGUGGUGAUAAAGUUUACAGUGUGUUUGACAAUCAAUUUCCAGCUGCUUUGAAGAGAUUGCAGUUUGACAAGCAUCUUACAAUGGAAAACAUUCGAAAGCUAAUUACUGAGGCAGAUGGAUAUCAACCUCAUUUGAUUGCUCCUGAACAAGGAUACCGUCGUCUCAUUGAAUCUUCCCUAAUAUCCAUCAAAGGUCCUGCAGAGGAUGCUGUUGAUGCUGUUCAUGCCAUAUUGAAGGAGCUGGCUCAGAUGUCUAUCAGUGAGACCUCGGAAUUAAAACAGUAUCCCACUUUAAGAGUGGAAGUUGGGAAUGCAGCAUUUGAAUCACUGGAUAGGAUGAAAGAAGAGAGCAAGAGAGCAACUAUGCAACUAGUCGAUAUGGAGUGUGGUUACCUGACUGUCGAAUUUUUCCGCAAGCUUCCUCAGGAUAUUGAAAAGGGGGGAAACCCGACACACUCACUUUUCGACAGAUAUAACGAUUCGUAUCUCCGGCGGGUUGGAAUCAAUGUGUUAAACUAUGUGAACAUGGUGUGCUCGGGUUUAAGGACUGCUAUUCCAAAGUCUAUUGUCUACUGUCAAGUACGAGAGGCCAAACGCAGCUUACUGGAUCACUUUUUUGCAGAACUCGGUUCUAAGGAGAAAGGUCAGUUGUCUAGGAUGUUGGAUGAGGAUCCAGCAGUCAUGCAACGUCGUACCAGCAUUGCGAGGAGGCUAGAGUUGUACAGAAGUGCUCAGGCAGAGAUUGAUGCAGUUGCUUGGUCCAAGUAG